This is a messenger RNA of Dovyalis caffra, 3984 nucleotides long. The record is from the annotation of a GenBank genome assembly. NCBI's taxonomy places the organism in Eukaryota, Viridiplantae, Streptophyta, Magnoliopsida, Malpighiales, Salicaceae.
AUGCUCAAUGCAGCGCAGGAUAACAACCGUCAUGCUGAAUCCGUACUCCCUAUUUAUUACGCAGCAGUAACCACCAUUAGCAAAGAAGAAGGCAAUGGAGAUGGAGAAGAUGAAAGGAGGAGGAGAGACCCUGAGUUAGCUGAAGAUUUAGUCUCUCAUCUCUGUUUUGAUCACAAUAACGCUUCUCUCUGGAAGUUUCUACAACAGGCACUUUCCUCUCGCCUUCUCUCCCCGCUUCAUGUCCUCUCUCUCCUCUUCUCUAGAGUGAUUCCUAAUAGACGGUCUCAACCGGAGGCGUACAGAUUGUUUCUGGAACUUUUCAGCAGAUAUGCGUUUUCGCUUGAUACAGCUGUUGAUGAUGCCUGCAGAGAUAAGAUAAUUAAUUCUGUUGAUGCUGCUCUUCAGCUAUCGAGUUAUGAAGUUAGUGUUUCAGAGCUUGGACAAUUGUUGGUGUUGUUCUUUUUUACUGUUGUUGUUGGAUUGAUUGAUAGCACUUUUGAUGAUAUGGGAUUACGGAUGAAAUCUUCUGAUGUAGAAGAGGGACCAUUUGGAACGGCUAAUUACCAGGAUAUGGACAUAGAUUCUAGAGGGGAUUUUAAUGAUGAGAGAAAUGAGAAUCGUGAGCUUUUAAGGAAGAAAAAUUCUGUCAUGGCCAUGGAGGUGCUGGUGACACUUAUGGAAAGCAGACAAGCUGUGGUUCUACUCCGUCUUGUAUGCUUUAACAUGCCCCAAAAGUUCCACAGCCUCCGACAGAGGCUAUGGUUUUCUGAAGCCAGUAAAUUGGCAUCCUCAAGUAUGAAGCCUGCAAGCCAGUUCUUGGAAAGAUUAUCAGCCAACAUUCGUAGAGUGUGUGAUUUUGAAAACCAGUUAAACAGGGGCGACCUCUUUCGGAUGCUUACUGAUAUCAGACAACCACAUAAGCAGCUGUCCUAUUGCAAUUCUGAAUCUGUACAGUCUGCUUGUUGGGCUCCCUUUGAUAUUUACCUGGAGCACAUAAUGGAUGGGAAGCAACUUCUUAUUAGUUCAGGAGCUACUAUGCUCACAGAAACAAUUAUGCUACUUCAGGUGUUUAAUCGGGCAAGCUGGCAAGAAACCUUCCUAGCACUCUGGCUUUCUGGUCUUCGGCUCGUGCAACGAGAACGUGACCCUCUGGAAGGCCCUAUUCCACAUCUUGAGUCACGUCUUUGUAUUCUUUUGACCAUUAUUCCUUUAGCGAUUGCUAAUAUUAUGGAUAAUGGGGCCAGAUUUUCUUCCUCUUCUCCUCAAGGAGCUGCAACAUCUGGGUUUAUAGAGAUUGCUGAACAUGAAUAUCGAGUGGAUGGGAAGGGCCAAACUUCAAGAAAAAAUGGACUUAUUUCCUCACUCCAGGUCCUUGGACAAUUCUCUGGGCUCUUAUGCCCUCCAGCAUCAGUUAUUGGUGCAGCUAGUGCUGCUGCUGUAAAGGCAGCCAGCUUUGUCUCUGAUUCCAAGAGUGCAAAGGGUGGUUCAGUUUGUGGCACUCACAGCGAUUCUUAUAUUAAUGCAGGUGUUAAUAUGAGGCAUCUCAUUAUAGAAGCUUGCAUCGCGAGAAAUUUAAUCGAUACAUCUGUAUAUUAUUGGCCUGGUUAUGUGUCUCCUUCAGUCAUCUCAUUUUCAGAUUUACCACCAGUUCAAAAAUCUCCUUGGGUAAAAUUUAUGGAAGGAGCACCUUUCAGUAAUUCUCUUGUGAAUUUGCUACUCGCAACACCUGCUCCAAGUUUAGCAGAGAUAGAGAAGUUAUAUGAUAUUGCAUUGAAUGGGUCAGUGGAGGAGAGGUCGGGAGCUGCAAAGAUUCUCUGUGGUGCAUCCCUAAGCCAUGGAUGGAACAUUCAGGAACAUGUGCUGCACUAUGUGGUGAAGCUUCUUUCUCCUCCUAAGCCAUCUGCACAUACUGGACAAAGGAGUCACUUGAUUGAUUAUAUGCCUAUGCUAAGUGCUAUCCUUUCUGGAGCUUCAUCAAUCGAUACUGUCCAUGUGCUUUCUUUGCAUGGUUUGAUUCCUGAAGUUGCAGCUUCUUUAAUGCCUCUCUGUGAGGUGUUUGGGUCACUUAUGCCUACUUCAAGUAACAUAUCGAGCACAGGUGAUGAGCACUCCAAUUACAUGGUUUUUUCUUCUGCCUUUCUCUUUCUUCUGCGUCUAUGGAAAUUCUAUAGACCCCCUAUCGAGCAGUGCUUAACGGGAGGAGGAGCACUAGGAGGUGAACUCACUUUGGAGUAUUUAUUAUUAUUGCGCAAUGGCCACAUUGCAUCUCAUAAUCCUGGUUCCAAGGAUAAAAUUAAUAGCAAUCAGGUCCAGCAUGAAUAUGCAUCGGAUAAGCCUGUAUGUGUUGAUUUUUAUCCAAAACUGCGAGCUUGGUAUUGUCAAAACAAGUCCUGUAUAGCUUCUCCGCUUUCUGGCAUUUCUACGGGAAAUGUUGUUCAUGAGGUUGCUAAUAAAAUCUUAAACAUGAUUUACUGGAAAAUGACUAAAAGUGGGUCCUCACCUGGGAAUUCUUCAACAUUGUCAAGCAAUAGUUUAUGUGGGUCCCCUCCAAGUACUGUUGAAGAUCCUUACCAGAGGCCCAUGCUUCCUGCAUGGGAUGUGUUGGAAGCCAUGCCCUUUGUUCUUGAGGCAAUUUUAACAGCUUGUGCUCAUGGACGACUUUCAUCUCGGGAUUUGACCACAGGUCUAAGGGACCUCAUCGACUUUCUUCCAGCUUCUCUUGGAACCAUUGUCAGUUACUUUGCUGCAGAAGUAAUUCGAGGUAUAUGGAAACCAGUUCCAAUGAAUGGAACUGAUUGGCCCAGUCCAGCAGCGAUCCUUUCAUCUAUUGAUUCUGAAAUAAAAGAAAUACUUGCUGCUGCAGGCAUUGAUUUCCAAAGCUGUUCCUCUGGGCAAUCACCUCCCAUGCUUCCAUUGCCAAUGGCAGCUCUGGUCAGUUUAACCAUCACUUUCAAACUCAACAAGAGCCACGGAUACAUCCAUGCCGUAGUUGGGCCUGCCCUGGAAAAUUGUUCAUCAGGCUGCCCUUGGCCUAGUAUUCCUAUAAUUGGUUCUCUGUGGGCCCAGAAGGUCCGUCGCUGGCAUCAUUUCAUAGUUGUGUCAUGUGCUCGCUCUGUCUUGAAACGAAAUAAAGAAGCUGUUGCCCAGCUCCUGAGGAGUUGCUUCUCAUCGUUCCUUGGAUCACUUAAUGAUUCCACUUCUUUGUUGACCAAUCAGAGCAGCGUAAGUCGUCUAUUGGGCAGCAUUAUUGCAGUUCCUGGUGUUUGUCCUUCCCUUGCACCUGGAUUCCUUUACCUUCGCACUUGUCGGACUAUAGAGGACAUUCAAUACAUUAAUGAUGUGAUCUUAGGUCUUGUAACAGAAUAUGGAAGGGAAUUAACCACCAGAUGGACUAGCAUGGACUCCUUUCGCCUGAAGUCUAGCCAAGCAUCCCUAUCCUUUGCAGCUUCCAAGGCAAGGGAGGUAGCCAUGCUGGGUUCAAGCCUGUUGUACUUGUCAGGUGGGAUGAAUUUGAUUCAAGAACUUUACCUGGAGACUAUCCCAACAUGGCUGCUCUCAUCCAAAAAAGAGAAACUUGGUGAGGUCAGUGCCGUGUCCCAUAUACUGGAAGGGUAUGCAAUGGCAUACAUGUUGGUUCUGUCAGGCGCAGCUUUAUGGGGAAUUGGGCCCACAUCUUCAUCAUGGGCAUUGUCUAGAAGACAGCAAGUGGUCGGAAUCCACAUGGACUUCUUGGUCAGAGUGUUGGAAGGAACCAUAUCACUUGGUUGCCAUCCAGCCACAUGGAAAGCUUAUGUCUCUUGUUUAGUAGGUCUAGUAGUGAGUUUUGCUCCAGGGUGGAUUCAAAUCGUGAAGCUGGAAACACUGAGGAAAUUGGCUAGUGGAUUGAGGGGAUGGCAUGAAAGUGAGUUGGCUCUCUCUCUGCUUGAAAGAGGUGGGGUUGCAGCCAUGGGCUCUGUAGCUGAACUGUUGAAUGUAAUUAGUUGA